CUCUUUGAACCAAAUUAAAAAAAAUAAAAAGACAAAUCCGAAACAUAAGCGUGUGGAUACGAAAGAUCUCAAAGAUUCGUCGUCACUCCUAAAUUUCUCAUCUUUCCCUGCAUCUUGAUGGGUUCUGUAAUGAGCUUGAGCUGUUCCAAGAGGAAAGCAACGAGUCAAGACGUGGAAUCCUCAAACGAAUCUCGUAAAAGACGAAAGACUUGUUCAGAUAACGAUGUUGAUGUUGAUGGUGAUGAUGAUGAGUUUUGCAGAUUGAUUCCAAGUCUUCCUGAUGAGUUAUCUAUACAGAUUCUUGCUAGGCUUCCUAGGAUCUGUUACUCGAGUGUUCGGUUGGUUUCACGGAGGUGGAGAUCGGCUGUUUCGACUUCUGAGGUGUAUGGUUUGAGGAAAGAGCUUGGGAGAACUGAGGAGUGGCUCUAUGUGCUUACCAAAGGUCAGGAGGAUAAGCUUUUGUGGUAUGCUUUAGAUCCUGUCUCCACGAAAUGGCAGAGAUUGCCUCCUAUGCCGGUUGUUGUCUACGAAGAGGAGUCUAGAAGGAGUUUGUCUGGUUUGUGGAACAUGGUUGGUCCGAGUUUUAAAGUUACUGAGAUUGUGAGGAGCUUGUUUGGUAGGAAGGACACCUCUGAGCAAAUGCCGUUUUGUGGUUGUGCUAUUGGUGCGGUUGAUGGGUGUCUUUACGUUCUUGGUGGGCUCUCUAGGUCUAAAACAGUGAGCUGUGUUUGGAGGUUUGAUCCGAUUUUUAACUCGUGGAGUGAGGUGAGCUCUAUGUUAGCGAGCCGGGCUUAUUCUAAAACAGGUGUGUUGAAUAAGAAACUAUAUGUUGUUGGAGGUGUUGAUAGGGGACGGGGAGGUUUAGCUCCGCUUCAGUCAGCUGAGGUUUAUGAUCCGAGUACGGAUGCUUGGUCAGAGGUUCCGAGUAUGCCUUUCUCAAAGGCGCAAGUGUUACCAAACGCGUUUUUGGCUGACUUAUUGAAGCCUAUCGCCACGGGAAUGACUUGUUACAAUGGUAUGUUAUGUGUUCCUCAGAGUUUGUACUCUUGGCCUUUCUUUGUUGAUGUUGGAGGAGAGGUUUAUGACCCUGAGACAAAUCUCUGGGUUGAAAUGCCGUCUGGUAUGGGUGAAGGCUGGCCUGCGAGGCAAGCAGGUACAAAACUAAGUGUUGUGGUGGAUGGGGAGUUAUAUGCAUUUGAUCCUUCUUCUUCGAUGGAGAAUGGGAAGAUUAAAGUAUAUGAUCAAAAGGAAGAUACUUGGAAAGUUGUUAUUGGGGAAGUCCCUAUUUACGACUUGACAGAUUCAGAAUCUCCUUAUUUGCUUGCUGGGUUUCACGGCAAGCUUCAUUUCAUUACUAGAGACACUAACCAUAACGUUACAGUCUUACGAGCUGAUGUCCCCAACAUCCCAGUGUCAUCACCAUCAUCUAGCUCCAGUUCUGUUUCGGGUUCACGGUCUUUGAGUGAAAAGGGCAAUGCACCUAACAAGUCAGACACUGUUAUCUGGAAGCUCAUUGCAACCAAAGACUUUGGUGCUGCUGAACUUGUUAGCUGCCAAGUUAUAGAUAUAUAACAAAGUCAAGAAGCUUUUUCCCAUUUCUCGUGGGACAUUGAGAAAUCUCUGUGUACAGCCAGAAGCAAAAACCUGAAGCUUAUGAGAUGUUCUUCCAAAGAUUUUAAUCUAUUAAAUCGAUGAUAGAUUCUUCUGGCAUUUGGCUGCCAAAGUAAGCCUGAGUAAUAAAAUGUUGUGACAAAUAUAUAGUAAUGCGAUUGUUUUAUCGAUACCCUUGACACAUGGGCAAACAUAAACCAUAGCAUUUACAUUACCUUGUAGUUUAAUUGCAAAAGUUCUGAAUCUGUAACAUCAACUUGCUUUCUGCAUA
Messenger RNA from Camelina sativa (false flax), 1882 nucleotides. RefSeq names its product F-box/kelch-repeat protein At1g22040. Gene Ontology annotation, molecular function: protein binding. The record is from RefSeq and is a predicted model, not a curated record. Lineage: Eukaryota; Viridiplantae; Streptophyta; Magnoliopsida; Brassicales; Brassicaceae.